AAGUCAGUUAUAAUCGGCUACUAUCAUUAUGAAAUUGUUUUUCUUAGUUAUUCUGGCCUGUAUGCUAAUCGGAAUUGCAUGGGGAGAAAACUGCAAUAAGCCGUGCGGAAAAUGCAUCUUGCCCACCUGCAAUUAUGAUGGCAAAUGUUACUUUGAGGGAACUAGCGCUUGUGCUCUGGAAAAUGAAAAGUGCCGACGAAAGAAGAAUAAUCUUGACCAAUUCGUAAAAACCGUGUCUGGGUUCUGUGAGAUGGGCGUUAAAAUGUGUAAAUAGCCAAAUAAAAUGUUUUCAAUUGAAUUAUAUAAAUUAAAUAUAUUUCUUUUAAGAAAUAAAUAGUUCAAAAAUAGUUCAAUUGCUGUUUGUCCAC
Messenger RNA from Drosophila melanogaster (fruit fly), 368 nucleotides. It is a transcript of the gene Sfp35C, whose product is annotated as seminal fluid protein 35C. The transcript has 3 exons. The record is from RefSeq and is marked reviewed. Lineage: Eukaryota; Metazoa; Arthropoda; Insecta; Diptera; Drosophilidae. Bases 29 to 274 code for a protein of 81 amino acids.